AUGUUAAAUAAUCAAUUUGGUGUCUAUAAAGCGUACGGAUAUGCGAACGUCACUUCAACAGCACUUUGGAUAGCACCUCAAACCUCAACGUCCCAAACAAGCUAUCUUGCAUUACAAAUAGAUCGUCAUUUGGUUGUUUAUACAUCGGCUAGUGGAGUGCUGUGGUAUUCCAACACCGUCAAUGGUGGUAUUGGAAUUCCAUUCUGUUUACAAAUGCUAGAUUCAGGAAAUCUAGUUUGGACUGAUUAUUCUUCAGCAAUUGUUUGGCAGACAAAUACUGCACAAACGGGAUAA
Molecule: messenger RNA, 294 nt
Organism: Rotaria sp. Silwood1
Lineage: Eukaryota; Metazoa; Rotifera; Eurotatoria; Philodinida; Philodinidae
Source: the annotation of a GenBank genome assembly